GCACCAAAAACUAUCCCAAAUGUGUAUUUACAUAUAUGCACACAACCAAAGAUGAUGACCCAACAAACACACCAGUUUGGCACAAAUAAGAUCGAAUCCUGUUGAUUUCAAUUUACACAUAUUCAAAAAGCAAAGAUAAGUAGCUACUUAAUUAAGGGCAUCGUGAUUUGGUACAUGCAGCAAACAUAAUAUAUAAGUCCUUAAGUUGACGUAUUCUAAGAGGGAAAGAAAAAAAUCUGGUAAACUAGUAAGAGUAGUAAACGGUUCAGUUCAACUAAUCCAAUAUUUUCAACAAAACAAGUCAAUAUAUAAAGUCACUAAAGUCAUCAUCCUUUUGGAGGAAAAAGAAACACACCCCCAUAUGUAACAUAAAGUCUUCCUAGUGAUAAUGUCGACAUAACAAUCCUUUUCAUCAGGAAGUUGCGUCGACGACUGGACGUGGUUGGCAAGUAAGGCAUUCACCACUGUUCAUAAAAAAAAGGUUUGAGACAUCCAACCUAUUAUUACUACUAUUAAUCUUUUCUUUUCUUUUCAAUUCUCGUCUUUCAAUUUACGUUUCAGGUCUGUUACGGUGUUACCUGUUACUCAAACUCGACACUUACAAAUUAAAUUCUCAAUUUCACUACUUUCACAAUAUUUAAAGGCCGUGUGGGCUAUGAGUUAACCCUCCAAUUUACUCAAUCCUGUCUAGAGCAGCCAUUCAAAAACAUAAAUAUUGAAAAAAAAAAAAGAAAAAAGCCCAAAUUAGUAAUUUUGAAGAAAAUCCCGCGUCAACACUGGCGUCUAGUCUACUACUUGCAAUUCUUGAAAUCACGCCUUUGGUGUGCCCCUCUUUCUCUCUCACUGAAACAACCAAGAACCUUCCUUCCCUUCCCCAGCAUUUCCUCCUACUUUCCUCAAUUAAUUCAACUUCCCAUACUUAAUAUCUCCCACCCACAUUUUAGAUUCUGCAAAUCCCUUUUACCUCUCUUUUUAUUUCCUUCCCAUUGAAAGAAUUAUAGUACUCAUUAUUAUCUGAUAGAAGGAAAAGAAAAGGAAAAAAAAUCAUGUCAGUGAACGAAGCAAAUGGUCGCCAUCAUCUUCCCCAGGUGGUGGAUAAUCCAUCGUCGGCGGCGGGGGAGUUGGGUACGGGUCCCAACAAAGGCUUUGCUAUGAGCGGGAAGAUAAUGCUCAGUGCGAUUGUGAUUCUGUUCUUGGUUCUCAUUUUGAUGGCCUCCCUUCACUUGUACGCCCGGUGGUACAUGCUCCGUCAGCGCCGCCGCCAGCUCCUCCUCCGUCGUAAUCGCCGCCGCAACAGUGGAAACCGGAGGGCCCACAUCGUGUUCUACGUGGACGGUGAUAAUCCCAACGCGCUUGUCACUCUGGCCGCCGCCGGUGGAGGGCCUAAUUAUAUUCCGGUUAACAAAGGGCUCGAACCGGCGGUGAUCGGUUCGCUUCCGGUUUUUGUUUACUCUUCCAAGACUCAACCGGAGGGGAUGGAAUGCGCGGUUUGCUUGUCGGAGUUUGAGGAGGAAGAGAAGGGCCGGAUUUUGCCCAAAUGUAAUCAUUCCUUUCAUACAGAGUGUAUUGAUAUGUGGUUUCAUUCCCAUUCAACUUGCCCAAUCUGCCGGGCGGCGGUUGAACCGGUUCCAAAACAGGAUAACAGAGUCGAUUCAGUUAUUGAACCGGGUAAUUCCGAUCCUGGGUCGGGUUUAUGCGAAACUUGUCAGCACCAGGAACACGCCGUCGCCGCCACCGGCGGCGGCGGAAGUAGCAGUAGCAGCUCAAUGCCGCCGCCGUUGGGUUCGAGGAGAAAAGGGUUGCGUUUAAAUGAUGUCAGAAUCGAGGUUCCGAGGAGGGGCGCAACCGAGUUGGACGACGAAUUGCCGGUGAGCUCGCCGGCGGGUUACGGGUUCAGGUCGCCCGGAGCUCGGUUACUGUCUUUGAAACGGAUUCUGAGCAUGGGAAGGAAAACCCCAACCGGGUCAUCGUCUUCGGCCGCCGGAACGAGUUGCUCCAUGAACGCGGCUGAGCCGGACUUGGAGAAUGGAAUCUCGCCAGGCGAGUCGACUCGGGUUGCGACGCCGAGGUGAAACGGCGGGAGAAAGACGCCGGAGUCAAACAAAGAUAAUGUCAUGGUCCACGUGGCGACAUUGCGACGUGGACACGAGUUGGGACUUAGUGGGCGGUGGUUGACUGGGAUGUUUGACUUGUAAAUAGAGUUUCAAGCCAUUUUUAGAGGGGUAGGGUCAUAUGGAUGGAAAUGGAAUGGUCAAAAGAAAAAUGAAAUUUCUAACUUCAUGCAUUAUACAGAAUUGUAGUUUGAGAGUAGGAGCUAAUUAAGUAGCUAACCAUUUUAAACAUUAGUAUUUGUACUGAAAAAUUAACUAAAUUUUUUUAAAAAUCAUGUUAUCUGCGUGUGAUUAGUAUUAUCUUACGUCCUAAAAAGGUCGAAUUCUAAACUUAUAGUUUAACAAACGAGACUCUUUGACAGUGCGACGCUAUCAGCAUCAGUGUACAAAAUGAAGAGAGCAUAUGGUAUGUUUAUGAUACUUUUUAUGUAAAGAGUAGUGCCUUCAUAUCUUAUCUUUAGGCAAUAAACUCAAAAGCUUAACAAACAAUUAACUAUAAUUGUACGCGGCCCUAUAACAGUUACAUGCAGAGGACAUUGACUCAAGCAAUCAAAAGAGCAAAGACUUAGGUAAGGAAAUUGACUCUUGUCGGAAGUAGUACAAUACGAAUUAUUGAUAUUUUGGAAAAUUGAAAAGAAUGUGAACUUCCCAAGUAGUUUCAAGGAAAUUAUUGGGCUGAGUACAUUCUCUAUCUUUCCAAUCUCCGUUGUGUUACUAUUAUUAUUCUUUGUCGACAUGCACAUACAAUCCUUCAAUAAUUUUGUGAAAGGAUCCUGUAAUGGAAUGGGUUUAAAUCUUUUGUUCAGUUUUUUCGGUCCAUAAAAAUACAUAGAAUAGCUUUUUACUGUUGUAGACAUGAAUGUUAUCGCAGCCUAUAGGGAGUGUGUCUUUGAUCACUAUUAUAUGUCCACCCCUUUGCUUGUUGUGGCCUGUGGGGGAACCGGGAAUAAGAUAUCGUUUUUGCAACUUGCACAAGGGAUGCAAGACCUUCAAGUGGAUCUAGUGGAAAUGUCCACUACGUCUUGCUAAAUGACCACACGCAAGUUGUACACUCAUUUGUAGUUUGUAGUUUGUACUCUUUAUCUUUGAGGAUAAGGAACGUUGAUGAGAUCAAGUUUUAUUAUAAAUAAAAAUCAGAGGAAUGUCUAACUCUACACAAACUAAUCGGAUGAUGCUUGCAGACGAACAAAGUCAUUCAAAAUAAGAUAGCUUCUCCCUCCCGAAAUUACUGUGACAACUAUCAAUUCCCAUAGUAAACUUAUUUCAAAGCAAUGAUAGAGACGGAAGUGAUACCAGUG
Oldenlandia corymbosa var. corymbosa is the source of this 3409-nucleotide messenger RNA. NCBI's taxonomy places the organism in Eukaryota, Viridiplantae, Streptophyta, Magnoliopsida, Gentianales, Rubiaceae. The record is from the annotation of a GenBank genome assembly.